AUGUCUUUGACUUCUAGCCUAUGUGGCCAUUUCGUACUCCUAUGCCUCGGCUUACUUCUUAUGCUACGCCCUGGACAAGCAUACGAAGGACUCACUGAUGAGACAUUGAAGGCAUUGCCACGACCGAGUCAAGAAUUUGAUAUUCAUAAUGGUGCUAUUUUGUCUCCUAUCCUUCAGACCCGGGUCCCUGGCACCCCCGGCCACGAUGCGGUCCUCGAUCAUCUAGUCAACUACAUCCGAACGACCGUGCCCAAAUGGGAGCUCGAGCUUCACAAUUCUACGUCGAAAACACCUGUAUCUCAUGGUAAAGAGGUACCGUUUGUCAACAUUAUCGCAUACCGUGAUCCUCCAGGCGCCCCGGUCGGAGACGUUGAACGUCUCACAUUAGUCGCACACUAUGACAGCAAGUUGACACCAGAGGGUUUUAUCGGCGCCAUUGAUAGUGCCGCGCCAUGCGCGAUGAUAAUGCAUGCAAUGCGCACUAUCGACGCCGCGCUGGAGAAGAAAUGGGCUGCCAUGCGGGAGAAGGGGAUGGACCCUGCAUUCGAGGAAGAGGGUGGAAUCCAGGUGCUUUUCCUUGAUGGCGAAGAAGCAUUCGAGCAAUGGAGCAGUACUGACUCUCUUUACGGUGCCCGCUCUUUGGCAGAAACCUGGGAACAAGAAAUGAACCCAGCCAUGUCCACAUUCAAAACAAAAUUAUCCUCUAUUUCACUCUUCGUUCUGUUGGAUUUGUUGGGUUCCAAGAGUCCCAAUAUCAUGUCCUUCUACCAGACUACUCACUGGGCCUACCAAAAUAUGGGUAAUCUGGAACAACGCUUGAGGUCAUUGGGCCAAUUUAAGUCCUCGUCAACCGACCCAUGGUUCAUUGAUACAUCCAAAAAUUCGAAGCAGGUCGUUUCCCAGGGUGGUAUCCAAGACGACCACAUUCCUUUCCUGGCGCGAGGCGUAGAUAUUUUGCAUGUUAUCGACUUUGUGCCAUUCAAGGGAUUUUCGUCCGUGUGGCAUACUAUAGAUGAUGAUGCAGAGCAUCUGGAUAUGAAUACGGUGGAGGACUGGACCCUACUUAUCACCGCUUUUACUGCGGAAUGGAUGGAAUUGGAAGGUUUCCUUGGUCAUUCAGGAACUGUGAAAGCUCGCAGGGACGAGGACCUUGACGAGGAAGCCAUCCGUCUGAACAGGAAGACCGAGUUGUAA
Penicillium longicatenatum is the source of this 1194-nucleotide messenger RNA. Its product is annotated as glutaminyl-peptide cyclotransferase family protein. Bases 1 to 1194 code for a protein of 397 amino acids. The record is from RefSeq and is a predicted model, not a curated record. Gene Ontology annotation, molecular function: zinc ion binding; glutaminyl-peptide cyclotransferase activity. The transcript has a single exon. NCBI's taxonomy places the organism in Eukaryota, Fungi, Ascomycota, Eurotiomycetes, Eurotiales, Aspergillaceae.